This is a messenger RNA of Cladocopium goreaui, 1421 nucleotides long. The record is from the annotation of a GenBank genome assembly. NCBI's taxonomy places the organism in Eukaryota, Dinophyceae, Suessiales, Symbiodiniaceae.
GGCUACAAUAUUGGAAGAUGCAGAGGCUCGCCGCUUCUUGGUUCUGAGCGCUGCCUUUCUUUGUAGCAUGCAAAUCAGCGCCAUACUCGAAGAAUACAUCUACGUGUCACUGCCUGGUUUCGCCAACUAUUUUUGGACCGUGGCCAUGGUGGAGCUGGGAUUCUUCGCUGUGUCAUCAUUGGCAGUUCGAUGGAAGGAGCAUGGAAUGCAAGGCUUCUUUCUGAUGCAGAAGCCACAGGCGCCAUGGCAGCUAUACCUGAUUAUGGCGCUGUUGCUGGGCUUGUCACAGGGCCUGGGGAAGGUCACCUUCCGGUACUUGAACUAUGCCACAAAUACUGUUGUCAAGAGUGCCAAGCUGGUACCAACCCUGAUCAUUUCUGUGACUUGGCUCAGACGGAGCAUCUCAUGUGCUCAGUGGGUGGCUGCACUGCUGCUGGUGAUGUCCUCGGCCUUGAUGGCCCUUGGGGAACAGGCAGCGGCACCCAGCUUCAAUCCCACAGGCUUAGUUAUUGCCGCGGUGCAGCUGCUGUGCGCAGCAUUGCAAGGUAAUAUGCAGGAGAAAGCUUUGAAGGAUCAUGGAGCUUCCAUUACGGAGGCCAUGGCCUAUAGCAACGGUCUUGGAAUGGUUGUGGUGUUUGUAGCGAUGCAGGUGUCUGGAGAAGCAGCUCCUGCAUUUGAAUUCUUCAUGUCCUCUAAGUUUGCUUUGUCGCUAUUGCUGCUUCGAUCUGCGACUUUUUUCAUUGGAGCGGUUUCUCUGACGGCCAUCACGAAGGAGCACGGCACCGGUGCUGCCACAGCAGUUGGCACGGCACGAAAGUCCCUGACAGUGCUGCUAUCCUUCAUGAUUUUUCCGAAACCCUUCCAUGUGAAUUAUGUCCUUGGCACUCUUGCAUUUGUUCUGGCAGACAUCAUCUAUUUACAGGUCAGCUCAGCGCGACUAGCUAAAAAUAAGAUCGUCAGUCAGGCAGACGACGACAUAUUUCCAAGGGAGAAGAGCGUGAUCGGCAAAGAUGUCGGCAAAGAAUCUGUUUGAGCAGCUGUUGCAACUUGUGCAACCAACAAAGUUGGGAUUUGUGGCAUGUCUUGCACAAAGAAGUGGCUGCAAGGCAAUCUCAAUUCUUCCAUGGAAGAUUGGAGUUGCCAUUCUUCUCUUUGCAUUUUGCUGGAUGCUGAAAGCUGGCAUUCCCGGCGAUUUGCAGAAACCGCAAAGUGUGUGCGAUUGUGUGCGGUACCUAUCUUUUUGGACCAAGUAACAGGAAAUCGAACCUGGUUUCGGGGCAAGUUGCUUGUCUAGUGUACAGUGAGAUGCUGUGCAGCGUACCUGUGACAUCUUGUGACAUCCUUGGCAUGGCUUAAGCUUGCAAGCCAAGGUGUCUGGAUGACCAAGAUGCUCGGAAAAUCCUGUUGAACUCUCUGCAUGG